AUGGUGGCGACUUUGGAUCUCCUCUUCGAUUCGUCGGUGAUUUCCCCGGAAAUUAAGGCUGCAUAUCCAGCGGGGUACACAAUCCGUCCCCUCGCCCGCGAUGACUGCCAUCGAGGCUUCUUCAAAUGCCUUCAAGACCUGACUUGGACUGGAGAUAUAACCGAGGCCCAGUACCUCGAACGGUUUGACUGGCACAAAAAAUAUGGCCAGGGUUGGUACUACUGCGUGGUCAUCCUGGACCCAUCUGAGCGCGUUGUCGGAACUGGGGUUGUAGUGGUGGAGAGGAAAUUCAUCCACAACCUUGGUAUAAUCGGGCACAUUGAGGACAUUUCCAUCGCCAAGGAUCAUCAAGGGAAACACUUUGGCCAGAAGCUGAUAAGGACGCUGGAUAGCAUCGCGGUCAACGUUGGCUGCUACAAAACAAUACUCGACUGUGCGCCUCGCAACGAGGCAUUCUAUGCAAAAUGCGACUACGAAAAGGCCGGGACGGAAAUGUCGCAUUAUUUUGAGGAGUUCAAAAGCGACUAUGAGCGUGGGUAG
This is a messenger RNA of Talaromyces atroroseus, 540 nucleotides long. RefSeq lists its product as hypothetical. The transcript is spliced from 2 exons. Bases 1 to 540 code for a protein of 179 amino acids. Gene Ontology annotation, cellular component: endoplasmic reticulum-Golgi intermediate compartment; endoplasmic reticulum; Golgi apparatus. Gene Ontology annotation, molecular function: glucosamine 6-phosphate N-acetyltransferase activity; monosaccharide binding. Lineage: Eukaryota; Fungi; Ascomycota; Eurotiomycetes; Eurotiales; Trichocomaceae. Gene Ontology annotation, biological process: UDP-N-acetylglucosamine biosynthetic process. The record is from RefSeq and is a predicted model, not a curated record.